UGAGAGACAACUCUAAAUUUGAACAAGAUGUCUGUAAAAAUGAAGGCAGCAUUAUUCCUCCUACAGCUGAGUGGCUUCUUUGGAUCUGGGAGUGCUGGGAAGGUGCUGGUGUGGCCAAUGGAAUACAGUCAUUGGCUCAACUUAAGGACAAUCCUAGAUGAACUUGUGAAGAAGGAUCAUGAAGUGACGGUUCUGAUACCCUCAGCCUCCCUUUCUUAUGAGGUUGGAGACACAUCUGCUAUUGAGUUUGAGAAAUAUCCUGCAUCUUUAUCCAUGGCUGAAUUGGAGGAACUUUACAAGGACUCACUCAAUAAAUACAUUUAUGAGCUGCCAAAGCAAUCAUUUUGGGGAUACUUUUUAUUAUAUCAGGAAUUGGCUUGGGAAGAUUCAAAAUAUUGUGAAAGUCUCUGCAAAGAUGCAGUUUUUAACAAGGAACUCAUGGCAAAACUACAAAAUUCAAGCUUUGAUGUCAUAGUAGCCGAUCCCUUUGUGCCCUGCGGUGACCUGCUGGCUGAGAUUCUCAAGAUACCACUUGUGUACAGUCUGCGAUUCUUCCCUGGAUCCACACAUGAGAAGUACAGUGGAGGACUACCACUGCCUCCUUCCUAUGUGCCCGUUGCUCAGUCAGAAUUGAGUGAUCGAAUGACAUUCAUGGAGAGGGUACAAAAUCUGAUUUUUAUGCUUUCUUUUGACUUUUGGUUCCAAAUAUUUAAUGAGAAGAAUUGGAAUCAGCUUUACAGUGAGGUCUUGGGAAGACCCACAACACUCUCUGAGAUGAUGGGGAAGGCAGAUAUAUGGCUCAUUCGGACCUAUUGGGAUUUGGAAUUUCCUCACCCUGUCUUACCAAACUUUGAGUAUGUUGGAGGACUCCACUGCCGACCUGCCAAGCCUCUGCCAAAGGAAAUAGAAGACUUCGUCCAGUCUUCCGGAGAACAUGGUGUGGUGGUGUUUUCCCUGGGGUCCAUGGUGGGUGCCGUAACAGAAGAAAGGGCCAAUGUGAUUGCAGCAGGCCUUGCCCAGAUUCCACAGAAGGUUCUUUGGCGAUUUGAAGGCAAGAAGCCAGACACCUUGGGCUCCAACACUCGGCUGUACAAAUGGAUUCCCCAGAAUGACCUUCUUGGUCAUCCUAAAACCAAAGCUUUUAUAACUCAUGGUGGCACCAAUGGCAUCUAUGAGGCAAUCUACCAUGGGAUCCCUGUGGUGGGCAUUCCUUUGUUUGGAGACCAAUUUGAUAAUGUUGUUCACAUGAAGACCAAAGGAGCAGGGGUUCGAGUGGACUUUCUCACAAUGUCCAGCACAGAUUUACUCCAUGCUGUGAAGACAGUCAUUAACGACCCUUCCUAUAAGGAGAACGCCAUGCGGCUAUCAAGAAUCCACCACGACCAGCCCGUGAAGCCCCUGGACAGGGCCGUCUUCUGGAUCGAGUUUGUCAUGCGCCACAAGGGAGCCAAGCACCUUCGCGUGGCAGCGCAUGACCUCACCUGGUACCAGUACCACUCUCUAGACGUACUUGGAUUCCUGCUUGCUUGCGUGCUGACUGUGAUGUUCGUCAUCACAAAGUGUUGCCUCCUUUGCUGCCAGAGAUUUACUAAAUCUGGAAAGAAGAAGAAAAGGGAGUAGCUGAAGUGGGGAGGCCUGACACAUGGACCUGCUCCAGUGCAUCACAGCGGGGGAGGAUUUCCAUCAUAUCCCUUAGUUACAAUUGAUCUGGACACUGUCACUCUUAUUUCAGCCUUUUGAAGCAGACUUGAGCUUUCAAAAAUUCCAUUUUUUCUCACUUAUAGAGCACACAUGGAUGACAAGACCACAGUUUUUUAAGUCCCAACAACACCUAACUCAAAUUAUAUUCCAAAUCUGAAAUGUCCCCCAGAAUCUCACAAUUUGUUUGGUGGAUUUUGUAUAAUUUAUUAAUUUAGAAACUCUUACCUCGAUUCAGUGAAAUAUUAAAUUCAUCUCUCAUGAUCACAUUCCUACUUCCCACUGGAUCUCCUCUAAUAUGUCCCAAUUCCAACUUUAUGUCCUCUUAUUUUAUUUUUAAUAACUUUGUAAGUCCAAUUAGUACUGUCUGUAGAAGCAUACAUGCAUUCGUGGAGGGACAUUGCUGGAUCAUGAGAAGUGUACCCAUGUACACGCAAUCCUCUUGAUAGUAUUCAGUUCCUUCCAGAAUCCAUGGCUGCCAACAGAUUUUUAUUUAUGGGUGGAGUAUUAGGAGCUCCUCCCCAUUUAUUGUGGAAUUUUGGUCUCUUGAUCUUAUGCAAGUCCUAUUAGCUGACAGAUUCGUUGAGUUUAUAAAUGCAAUGGCCAUGGCAUGUCCAGAAGAAAGUGUUCCAUAGCACUUCUCAUAAUUGGAUUCUUACAUUCCUACCUCAUUUUGCUGCACUAUUUCUUGAACCUUACCAUGGGCCUGUUUAUUUUUGGUUCUUUGAGCAAUUUUAAGUCUCUGACUUGAUUGUUCUGCAUUAUAAAAAAAAGCUUCUCUGAAAAGUAUCAACCCAGAUCUCAGAUAAUAUAAACUUUUAGAAGGUAAUUUGCUAACAUGACCAUUUAGAACAAUAGCAAUAGUAGGUCCAACCUAGGAUUUUCUUGAUUUUUAAUGAGGUUUAUAGUGUCAGGAUCCUUCCACUAGAGAAGGGCUCAAAUCCAAUUAGAAAAUGUAGUAGGAGGCUGUUCAUUUUUUCCCGGCUGUUCAGCCCCCAAAUAACCACACAGAAACUGUAUUAAUUAAAUCACUGGU
This is a messenger RNA of Microtus ochrogaster (prairie vole), 2734 nucleotides long. Its product is annotated as UDP-glucuronosyltransferase 2B31-like. The record is from RefSeq and is a predicted model, not a curated record. Gene Ontology annotation, molecular function: glucuronosyltransferase activity. Lineage: Eukaryota; Metazoa; Chordata; Mammalia; Rodentia; Cricetidae.